CGAAGAUGUACGACGAUUGCUCUGCAUUGUCGUCUUGUGGACUGUUGCAGUAGAAAGGUCGCCGUAUAACGAAGGGACCGUUUGAUGUAGCGCUUGCAGAGUGUAUGCUUGUGAGGGGAACGCACAGUGCGGUGGCGAGAAGAGAGGAGGGCAGUGAGCAGCGCGUCCUUCUGCGCUAGGCACGCAACCGCGCAGGGGGUGGAUCGAAGAGAAGCGAGCUGAGGCACUGUUCGCAUCCGUUCGCUGUCACCGUGCGGCCACUGGCGGCCACUUGCGGACACUGGCGGCCACUUGCGGACACUGGCGGCCACUUGCGGACACUGGCGGCCACUUGCGGACACUGGCGGCCACUUGCGGACACUGGCGGCCAGACGUGUUCGUCGCGGGUUAUUUUCCCCGCUUCCCCGGGGUUAUAUUCCCCGCUUCCCCUCCCUGCCUCCCCAGCAUCUUCUCCCCUUGGUGGCCACUCAGUCUCCCCUUCCAUCCACGCCGCCCCGGCAUCCACGCUCCUUCUUCCAUCCUUCCGCUUGCACCAACAUGCGCUACUUGAACCCCAUCCUCGCCGCCCUACUCCUUGUCGUUCAUCUCCCUGCCAUCUCCGCGGGCGCGACCGACCUCGUAAACUCGGACCGCAUCGUCAACGCCGUCCAUGCAGCUCAAAAUGCCGCUCUAUUACCCGACGUCACUCAAGACGCGCCGACUUCCUCGAGCUCGUCUACAGCGCAGACGACGUCCUCCGACCCUGCCAACACCAUCACCACCCCAACGACGUCCCAGCCCACCUCCCUGACUUCCACUGCGAUCUCUCGUUCCCUCACCGACACCGACACCGACCACAACACCAGCAGCACCGACAGCGCGCACUCGGACACCACCGGGUCCAACACCAGCUCCGGGACCAAGACCGGAUCUGACACCUUGCAGAAGGUCUCUUCCACCCCUCUGUCUAUCACAACGACGUCCGAGACCCCCACCAUCACGAGCACGACCGCAGUGCCCGCCUCCCACGCCGACGUCCCCCCCGGCGCGUCCCAGUCCGGCACGCUCACCGUCCCCGCCGCGCCCCUCGGCUUCGGCGCGAGCACCGCGAGCGGCUUCACGACCUUCACCCUCGCCCCCCCGGCCCCCAGCGACAACGCGACCAGCGUCGGCGUCGUCAACCCGCUGAACGCCGCCGCCGCCGCGCGCGGCGUGCUCGUGGGGCGGCUCGCGGUCGUCGCCGCGGUCGUCGUCGGCGCUGCGGUCGUCGUCGGCUUCUGAGUCGCCUUGGGUCGGGGGACUGGGAGGCGAGGCGCGCUCCGUGGGGCCCGGGACGGGAAUUGUGGGCGGCCCAGUGGGUGGACAUGGCGUUGGGCACGGGCACGGGCACGGGGCAUCUGGACAGCAAGUCAUCCGCCCGGGCGUAUUCUCUCAUCCCGGUCUUCGAGUCGUGCCUGCGGGCGGCCCGGCUCCGCGGCGAAGGGCGCGCGGUGUCGCGUCUCCGUCUUCUCGGUAUUUUCUUGGGCGUAUCAUUAUCAUCGUGGGGAUCGAACGUCCCUGUUUCUUCUAGCGUUACCGGCCUUCGUCGUGUCUUGUCUGGGAUAUGUUGUUGUACCUGUCUGGCGGGCCGCGAGAGCCCUAGUGUAUACCGACGGCAUGCGCGCGUGUCGUCCGAGCAAUGCCAGUGUAGCCUUGUUUCGGUCAACCCUAGUCGGGGCGCGGAACGCGUCGCGCGUUCGGAUUCAUGCCACUCGAACGCAAGGUGUUGAUGGGCCGCAUCAAUCCACCGUUCAGGCAAGUCGGGGUUGUGGGCGACAGUUGGUAGUGUGCCAUCGCAAGAGCUCGGUCAACGCAGUGGCGGAGGGCGGCCAGCGCCGGUUCAAGCGAGCCGUCGCUGCUGCUUCAUCAUCAUGUUCCAACCCGAGUCUGCUGAGAUGGAUGCGCGCUGCGCCGACUCCCUCCCUGUUGCGGUUCGCCGGUCGUGAGUGCGACCGUCUUCUCUGCUGAGAACCACGCGAAACGCAAGGCGCCAGCGUUACUGCCCGAGAUGCAAGACAGUGCUUCUUAUUGACGUAGUUGAUUCAGAAGACUGCUAUCAU
Dichomitus squalens LYAD-421 SS1 is the source of this 2078-nucleotide messenger RNA. RefSeq lists its product as uncharacterized. Lineage: Eukaryota; Fungi; Basidiomycota; Agaricomycetes; Polyporales; Polyporaceae. The transcript has 6 exons. The coding region runs from base 538 to 1260 and encodes 240 amino acids. The record is from RefSeq and is a predicted model, not a curated record.